This is a messenger RNA of Chiroxiphia lanceolata (lance-tailed manakin), 2005 nucleotides long. It is a transcript of the gene EPS8L3, whose product is annotated as EPS8 like 3. The record is from RefSeq and is a predicted model, not a curated record. NCBI's taxonomy places the organism in Eukaryota, Metazoa, Chordata, Aves, Passeriformes, Pipridae. Gene Ontology annotation, biological process: Rho protein signal transduction; regulation of Rho protein signal transduction; positive regulation of ruffle assembly. Gene Ontology annotation, cellular component: ruffle membrane; plasma membrane; vesicle. Gene Ontology annotation, molecular function: actin binding.
AUGGGAGACCCCUUGGGCCGCUGGAGCAGCCCCCCGAGCCGGCGACUACGACGACAGGUCCUCGUUCCGACCCCCCAACACCUUUGCCCGCCCAGCGGGAAAAGCAUCUACCAGCAGCGCAAGGACUACGGGCAGACCCUGCUCCGGGCCCAGCAAGAGUUCCAGCACCACGUGGAGCACCUGCUGUCGCUGCGCCUGGAGCGGGAUUUGCGCAGCCCCGAGGAUUCUGGGCGGUUGAAGGCGCUGGAGGCGCAGGGAAGGAUUUGGGGGCAGGAUGUGACCCUGCAGGUCAAGGACCAGGAGCUGGUGCUGAGCGAUGUGGAGAGCAAGGAGGAGCUGGAGUCAUUCCCGCUGGGAAGUGUCCAGGGCUGCACGGCUGGGCUGGAGAACACGGUGUUGGCCGUGAGCGUCCAGGAGUGGAGCCCCCCCGGGACCACCGUGCUGCUCUUCCAGUGCGAGCGGUCGGGGGCAGAGGCGCUGAGGACCAGCCUGGAGAAGGUGCUGCGGCAGCGCAGGGAGGAGCAGAGGGGCCACCAGGGCUACAGCCCGGACGUGCCGCCGAGCGCGACCCCCCCGUACGGGGCCCCGGAGCCCCCCGAGCCCGACUUCCAGGUGCCCCCCCCCGCGCGGGCCGCCCCCCCAGCGUGGGUGUCCCCAGGUGCCCCGGACCCCCCCCAGGUGACCCGGGCCAACCCCCCAGCACAGCUCACGGCCGAGGUGGACCGAGAUGUCGAGGUUCUGAACCACGUCCUGCGGGACCUGGAGCUCUUCGUGGCACAGCUGAAGGUGUCCCCGGGCUCCCUCGGCCACAAGAAGAAGAAAAGCAGAAGAACCCGGCGCCCCGUGUGUGUCCCCCCACUGCCCCCCAAGGAGGACUUCGAGCAUUUCUUCCAGAAGGUGAAAUAUGCCCUGAACCUGCUGGGCCGGACCCACCAGCACGUGCAGGACCCCGACCCCACCGAGCUGCUGCGGCUCAUCUUCGGCCGACCUUUGUGAGUGCUGUCCCGCUGCCCCAGCCCCGGCCUGGCCCCCGCCGUGGAGACCCCGCUGCUGCUGCCGGAGGCGCUGGAACUGAUGGAGCAGAGCCUGGGAGAUGACGAUUACGGCACCUGGAAGAGCCUCGGCAUCACUUGGAACAGGGCCAGGGCCGAGUACCCCAACGGCGCCCAGGUGCCCGGGUACGUGCCGGUGUUCUCGGACGGGUGGCUGCCCCCCCCGAGGGAGCAGGAGCGGCCCGGGGGGCUCCAGGACCCCCGCCCCCCGCCUCAGGUGCCUCAGCUCGCCCGGGCCCCUCGGCCCUGCCCGCGCCCCCCGCCCAGGACCCGCCCCCCAGGUAAGUGCCCCCCGUCCCCGAGGGGCGCUGAGGGUGGGGGCAGGGUGUGUCCCCCCCGGUGGUGACCCGCCCCCUCCCCAAUUUGCAGCCCCCUCGGCCCUGCCCAGGGGCUGUUCCGAGCCCUCUACGACUUCCAGGCUCGGAAUUCCCAGGAGUUGAGCGUCAGGAAGGGGGACACGCUGCAGGUCCUGAGCCAGCAGAAAUGGUGGCUGGUGCAGGACGAGCGCGGGGACCGGGGGCACGUCCCGGGCAACAUCCUGGAGCCCCUCCCGGAGCCGGGCCGCGGGGGGGGCCCAGCGCCGGUCAGGUGGGCGUCCCCCCCUCCCCUGCCCUCCCCGAGCCCCCCAUCAGGAGGGGUGGCCGGGGCACAUCCCGUUGUCCCCUCCCGUGUCCCCCCAGGACAGCUCCCCACUCUGCGCCCCGACUCCACUCCGGCGGAGGUGACGGCCUGGCUGGCGGACAAGGGCUUCUCGCGGAUCACGGUGCGGAGCCUGGGGGUGCUGCGGGGGCAGGAGCUGCUGCAGAUGAGCCCCGAGGAGCUGCGGGCGGUCUGUCCCGAGGAGUGGCGGAGGAUCCUCUUCAAGCUGUCGGCCGCCAGAACAUCGCUGGAGGUUUGAGCCACCGAGGCCGCUCCGAUGUCCCCGCCCUGUCCCCACCACGCCACUCCCGGGA